This is a messenger RNA of Hyaloscypha bicolor E, 543 nucleotides long. RefSeq lists its product as uncharacterized. The coding region runs from base 1 to 543 and encodes 180 amino acids. The record is from RefSeq and is a predicted model, not a curated record. The transcript has 3 exons. Lineage: Eukaryota; Fungi; Ascomycota; Leotiomycetes; Helotiales; Hyaloscyphaceae.
AUGUCCGGUUUCCAACUUCCACCUAUUUUCGACGUUCCUGCUCUUUCUACAAUUGAGCGAGCAACUGUCCUGGACGCUCUUUUCGAGCCUUGCACUGCUCUGCACACCUUGUCUCUCGAUCUUCUCCACACCGAGAAGUUCGAGUCUUACUAUGACCUCAUUGCAAGCGUUGGAGUCCAGUUGAUAGAUCUGUCUGAAAGUCUCUCUACAAGUGACACAGAAUGGCUGGACAAUAUCCUUGGUGCUCAUCCCAGACUUGGUGAGAAGAAAGUCGAGAGUGCACAGUCACAAGCCGAGCAAGCCCAACUGAAUACCGGUGGCGAGGAGGAGGCUACUAAAUUACGGAAUCUGAAUGCUGAAUACGAGAAGACCUUCCCUGGUCUCAAAUAUGUGGUAUUUGUGAACGGAAGGUCAAGGCCAGUCAUCAUGGAGGACAUGCGUUCGAGGAUAGACAGAGGAGAUAUCAAGCUCGAGCGAGCAGAGGCUAUCAAGGCAAUGUGUGAUAUUGCAGCGGACCGCGCUGUCAAACUCCAACAACAUUAG